AUGCCGAAUUUUCGAGUGUUUACAAGAUGGAGAGGCCUUACGCCGGCCGAAUCCUCCCAAGGAGAGAUCAAGCGAGAGCACAACCGGGAAAAUGCAACACUUUCAUCAGUUUCAAUUGCCAUGCCAUCACAAUGCAACAAACUUCCAGCUCAAAUGAAAGAAUGGACGAGUGGUUCUUCAAUGACAGGCAUAUUCGAAAUGAGCGAUUCCAACAAAACAGUCUUUGACGCCGUGAUGGCGCCCAUUCUCCCGCAAGUCCUGCAAGGAAAGUCUUGUAAUGUCUUUGCAUACGGCCAUUCUGGAAGUGGGAAGACUCAUACGAUUAUUGGAUACAACUAUGAAGCGAUCGAUGACCUUGGACUCUGCCUAGCCACGGCUCGUCAACUUGUUGACGCUCUCAAUCGCCUGAACGAACCGAACAAACGUGAUCCACUAGGUGUCGGAGUUCGCAUAUAUGAGCUACGAAGAAACAGCGCAUAUGAUCUUCUGAAUGAUGGCGGUGAAUGCUUCGUCCGAGAAGGCCCCGAUGGACAAGUCUACAUCCGAGGCAAGACGGAGAUGCUUGAGAAUGGAAAAGUGCGAGUGAAGCCCAUCGUGACCAAAGCAUGCUGGAGCUUUGAGGAUUUAUCUCGGGAACUUCAAAAGGGACUCAAGUUUCGCGCCACUGGAAUGUCGUCUGUGCAUGAUCAAAGCUCCAGAACCCAUGCAGUCAUCGAGCUUGAGAUAGUGACAAAGACCUUACUUGUGGCGCGUGAUGCUGUGAUUGAACGAGAGUCUGAGCUGGUCCCCAUCGGCAAGUAUGCAACGGAUGUGUAUAUUGAAGAGCAGAGCCGGGCCGUCAUACGAAAUUCCGAUGGAGGGUAUGCUCCCAAUCCCGAGUAUCAGGUGGACCAAGCGCGCAUCGAUGCUGUAGAAGCCAAAAAAGCAGAGUUUGAAUCAUUCGUGGAGUCAGCAAAAGAACACGAGUCGCAAGUCUUCGAUACUAUAGCUGGCACGCAUGCAUGUCUUGGGGGAAAGCUCGUUUUUGUGGACCUAGCUGGAUCCGAGUACUACAAUGAUAAGGGCGGGCCUAAAAUGAACCAGAGUGCACAGGAGAAGCAAGUAGGAAGGCAUAUCAACACUGAUUUGCUAGCUCUCAAGGAGGUUAUUCGAGCCCGGGCUCAAGGCUCAGCCCGAAUUCCUUUCCGAUCAUCGCCUCUUACUAUGGUGCUGCGCCCACAUUUCCAAAAUUCCGAGGAUUCUCAUUCAGCUAUGAUUUUGACAGUCUCGCCUGCAUCUAGUGAGUUCGCAGCGACUAUGAAUACGCUCAAAUAUGGAAAUAUGGUUGGGGCUGCGGGAUCUUCUAAGUAA
Penicillium antarcticum is the source of this 1350-nucleotide messenger RNA. Its product is annotated as kinesin family protein. The transcript has a single exon. Gene Ontology annotation, cellular component: microtubule; kinesin complex. The coding region runs from base 1 to 1350 and encodes 449 amino acids. Gene Ontology annotation, molecular function: ATP hydrolysis activity; microtubule motor activity; microtubule binding. The record is from RefSeq and is a predicted model, not a curated record. Gene Ontology annotation, biological process: microtubule-based movement. Lineage: Eukaryota; Fungi; Ascomycota; Eurotiomycetes; Eurotiales; Aspergillaceae.